UUCACAGAAGCUCUGUUUUGUUACCUUUUUCAUGUAUACGUAAUGUAGCUCCCCGGUGUAGGUUGUAUUAUUAUCUCUCUCUCUCUCUCUCUCUCUCCAAAACGGAGAUCUCAAAUCCAAAACGAGUUAACGGAGAAGAUGACGACUCAAGGUUCCAACGGAGAUCUCAUUCAGAAGUUCUUUAGGGUGUACAUACCAAACUUCACCGAAGAUAACAUGAAUCUACCUUUUGUUUCGGACACUACCUCAGGGAUGCAUCUUCCUCAGAAAGUGACAGUUAAAAGCGUGUCUUCGGGUAACAUAUGGAGGAUGGAAAUGACAACGAACGGUGAGAGUGACGCUCUGUUUCUCCAGGACGGAUGGAAGAAGAUCGUCAAGGACGAGAACAUCACGGAGCCAGUUUUUUUGGUCUUCGAGUUCGAUGGUUCUCGCUUGUUCCACUUCUGCGUGUACGAGCACAGUACCAUGUGUAAGAGGACGAGAUCUCUUAUUGAAAAAGAAGUGAUUGAAGUGGAGAGUGAAGAAGAAACUGAAGAUGUGAAUGUGGAGAGUGAAAAGAACACAAAAGGGUCGCCAGUUGAUGAAUAUCUAGACGACGAACUGAAUUCGUCUUUUCCGGUUGAUAUGACUCAGUCAAGAACGCGCAUACCGUCGCUACUUAUAAAGGACUACAAGUUGACAUUUCCAAACUUGGUUACUGUACGUGACAAGAUUGGGAAAUUAAAGAGGAAAAUCUUGGUUUGGAAGAACGGAUCUGUUUAUCUCAGUGGACUCAGCAGUUUUAUCCGAAGGAAUCAUGUGAAGCAAGGUGAUAAAAUGUUCUGCGAACUAAAGAUGGUUGAUGGUUAUAUCGGUCUUGUUCAUGAAAUCAAGGUCCAUAUUAUCAAAGGCUGAUCUCGUAUAUUCAAGAUGGUGUUACUUCUUCAAUCUUAUCGAUGACUGAAUUGUUUAGCUUAUUAAUGUCAGUUGUGUUGAACAUGGUAGUUUCUCAUUUGUUUCCUUAUGCAUUUCACAACACCUUGCAACUUGCAACUUUUGUUUCCUACACUA
Molecule: messenger RNA, 1050 nt
Organism: Camelina sativa (false flax)
Lineage: Eukaryota; Viridiplantae; Streptophyta; Magnoliopsida; Brassicales; Brassicaceae
Product: B3 domain-containing protein REM22-like
Molecular function (GO): DNA binding
Source: RefSeq, a predicted model, not a curated record